AUGCCUGACGCUCGCAAUACGCAGGCUCAGGGCCAAACCGAGGAGGAGGAGACUACCUUCUCAAGGAUAUUCAGGAUAGGCCAGCAAAUGUUCAUGAUAUGGGCCGUCAUGCAGAUUGCUACCAAGUUCCUCGGAGGCAGUCAACAACCACCCAAGGCCGGAGAUACCCCCUCGAAUCCCGAUAGACCUGUAGAUAAAAUUGACCCUCGCAAGCUCCCUCCGGUCGACGCCGUGCCAUACUGGCCCAUUGGUACUUCCCUCAACAUGCACGUCUACCUCUCGACGUCGGCCAAAGGAGACGUGUUCACGAAAUGGACCGAGGGGUAUAGGAAGAACAGGGACGAGGGCCUGCCGAAUUUCGUGUGGAAGAAUAUCACGUAUGGCGACUAUAGUGAUUCGAGGACUGUGGAUUAUGAGAUUAAGUUCCCGGAGUAUGUGCUGAGGAACGGUUCAUUAUGGGCCGAUAUCUACCUCACGAAGUCUGAGGUGGAUCUCGACCCGAGAAGUGAGGCAUACGAUCCUAGAGGCGUCCACCACGUUCGGAAAUUGUUGACACCGUAUCUUGCGCGACUCAAAGCAAGGAAGGAAAAAAAUCUUCUUUCUGGACACGAGCAAGAGGGCGACGAGGUUGAGGAGCCUGAUAUUAUUGCUCCACACUGGCACCAAAAUGUCACCUUGGCACUCAUAUCUGACCCACACAUAGUCCCUUACUCGGCGUUACCAGCUCCCUUGGCUGAACAUAUCUAUUUGGUUCACGGGCAGCGCGACGAGACCGGCAAACGAGGAUACUACAAGCCCAUCAUCUUCCCCAACGAGUUCUGGCACCUGCGUCAACACUACGUCCAAAUCAACGAGACUACUCCCUCUCUUCCCCUUCAGAUAACUUUCCAGCCCAUGUCGUUUUUGAAGUUCCAGAUAUUUGCUUCAAUGACUCACGGAUUUAAUGAGGCGGCGAAACAGCAAGGAAGCUCUUCGGCCGAGCUUGAUGAGAUAAAACGCAUGCUGCUUGAGACCAACUCAUGGUUUUUGGGGCUAACUGCACUCGUCAGCAUUCUCCAUGUUGUUUUCGAGAUGUUGGCGUUCAAGUCUGACGUCUCGCAUUGGCGUCAGAAGAAGGAGAUGGUCGGCGUCUCUGUUCGAACCAUCGUCACGAAUGUCUUCGUUCAGACCAUCAUUCUACUCUAUCUCAUCGAUAAUAACGAGAACACAAGUUGGAUGAUUCUUAUGGGGUCCGGCAUGGGUGUCGUCAUCGAAGCCUGGAAGAUCACCAAAGCUGUGGAUAUCACUGUGGUCCCCGCCCCAGCAGGGUCACUUCUCCCGUACCACCUUGACAUCAAAGACAAGCACGUUCUGAGUGAAGAUGAGAAGAAAACUCAAGAAUAUGACCGUCUUGCCUUCCGCUACGUGUCGUAUGUGGCUAUCCCACUGUUGGCGGGGUACACAGUGUACUCGCUCGUGUACGAGUCACACCGUGGCUGGUACAGUUUCGUCAUCUCGACGCUUACAUCUUUCGUGUACAUGUUCGGUUUCGCGCAACUGGUUCCCCAGUUGAUCAUCAACUACAAACUUAAGAGUGUGGCGCACAUGCCUAUGAAGGCAAUGAUAUACAAGACCCUGUCCACGGUUGUCGACGACCUGUUUGCGUUCUGUAUCAAGAUGCCAUUCCUGCACCGCCUAGCUUGUUUCCGAGACGACGUCGUGUUUCUCAUCUUCUUGUAUCAGCGCUGGAUCUAUCGCAUCGACCCAAAGCGGGUGAACGAGUACGGACAGGUGCUGGCCACGGACGUAAACGAGACCGAGGGGGUAGAGAGCAAAAAGGACAAGUAG
This is a messenger RNA of Cyclocybe aegerita, 1827 nucleotides long. NCBI's taxonomy places the organism in Eukaryota, Fungi, Basidiomycota, Agaricomycetes, Agaricales, Hemipholiotaceae. The record is from the annotation of a GenBank genome assembly.